GUAAGAUACACGUUCCUUCAUACACAAACACCCAUGACCCUCAAUUAGAACGCUUGCUUGAUGGCAACAGUCAAAUAAUACAAGGACGACCUCGUGGGAAGCACAGCCACUAUUGUUCAACGUCCACCCAUUCAACUUCUAUCAUUCAGACAGCUUGCCUCCAGCCUGGAUGCCCAUCUAUUGUUUCCACAAGGAACCUCCUACAACCUCAUGUCUUUGUUCACGGACCACAGCGGACGUCGCGAUCGUGCAUCUCUCGAGGUGCAGGCAGGUGUUGAGCCCUCCGUAUCAAGGCCUGCAGAAUCCUCAACAGACAGAAAAUCGCGUCGAGACUAUACUGUACUCCGGACUCACGAAUUAUUCUGGCGCGAUCACCAGCCAUGGCUUGCAGAGAAGGGAUACAUGCUCAGGCCUCGUUACCGGCCGGGCUGGGUCGCCUCUUACAAGGACAAGCCAGACCACCCGUGGGACCGCGAAGAUGGUGUAGCUUCAUUACAUAGCUUCCUCCUUGAUGCUACACGCAUUUCCGAUGGAGAGGUUGUCAUUCUGAAGAAAGUAUCCCGUCAGUGCAAUCCAUACGAGAUUGAUAUGAACAGGUACUUCUCGAGUGAACCACUCAAAUCCCAUCCUCGCAACCACUGUGUUCAAAUUAUCGAUGUCUUGGCUGUGCCCGAUGAUGAGGAUGUAUCCAUCAUGGUCAUGCCUCUCUUGCGUCCUUGCGACGAUCCUCGAUUCGAAACCAUAGGGGAAGUCAUGGAAUUUCUCAGACAAGUGUUUGAGGGCAUGCAAUUUCUGCAUCAAUGUCAUGUUGCUCAUCGUGACUGUAUGGACCUCAACAUCAUGAUGGACCCCAAGCCCAUGUUUCCUGACUUAUAUCACCCUAUGUCGGACACUAAGAAUCGCGAUUUCACUGGGGAGGCCAAGGAACCUUACACUCGCACUGCGCGACCACCGAAGUACUACAUAAUCGACUUCGGCUUGUCUCUUCGAUUCUCCCCAGAUGAUACCAACCCUCUCGCUGAUCCAGUGGAGGGUGGCGACAGGACUGUACCCGAGUUCCAGAACUCUGAUGAGCCUCGGAAUCCGUUCCCCACUGAUAUCUACUACCUGGGUAAUAUGAUCCGGGAGAGUUUUUUGGAGAAAACCAUGGGCCUUAGAUUUUUGAAGCCGCUCGUAGACGACAUGGUACAAGAUGAUCCGACGAAACGGCCUACAAUUGAUGAAAUUGUAGAACGGUUUGGCAAAAUUCUCCGAUCACUACACUGGUGGAAUCUUCGUAAACGAUUGGUUGAGAAUAUUGAGGCAGAAGACGCGAUGAAGCGGUUCAGACGCAGAUGGCGACAUUUCUUCCGCACCGUCGGAUAUACCCUAACUUUCAGAAGUCCUUUACCGGUGCCACGCUACUGAUCAACCCUUGCGGUCAUAUAUACUUGGUUCGCCGCCGCAUCUACAUAUACUUUUAUUCUCUGUCUUUCGUUGGAUUCCCGGAGGAUCUCUUUUAGUGAGUUGUUGAUUUGAUAGUUUAGAUAGGCCAACCCGUACGACAUUGACAGUUCGAGUCAUUGUACGCUGGGCGCCCGUGGUAAUGAGCAUUUGGUGCGCAAUGACCACCAGAGCAAUAUACGGCCAUUGUCAGACUAUUUGAUAGUACAAAUUGUCAGAAAGGACCGAACGCAGCAACUGGGGCGAUCUAGGGUCUGUUGCUUUCACGGCGACACUAACGCAAGGGAACGCUGACAUAAUACAUGCACGAACUAUCA
Messenger RNA from Somion occarium, 1760 nucleotides. The record is from the annotation of a GenBank genome assembly. NCBI's taxonomy places the organism in Eukaryota, Fungi, Basidiomycota, Agaricomycetes, Polyporales, Cerrenaceae.